Closterium sp. NIES-67 is the source of this 1083-nucleotide messenger RNA. NCBI's taxonomy places the organism in Eukaryota, Viridiplantae, Streptophyta, Zygnematophyceae, Desmidiales, Closteriaceae. The record is from the annotation of a GenBank genome assembly.
UGCUGCCCCUCUCGUUUUGACUAGGUCAUUCAUGGCUGCCUAGCCAAAUUACCAGAAUAUCUCCUCACACUGAUUUCGUCAUAAUCGGCGGCUCCAAUCUUGGUUAUGAACGUGCUUUACCAUUCUGGAAAGUAGAGAUUAAGACCUUUCCAACGCGUAUAAGCUCAUUUCUAGAAGUUACCUGAGCUGUACGCAAUGUUCCGUUGAGGUCGUCAGACUUAAUCUCAAAUUAAUUCUCUCCAGAUUUGCACGAUUUCCAUCAGUGGUAUCAGAGCCACGGUUAGAGGACGUUCUUUCCUCCAUUGGAAGAGAUCUAGAGAGGCUCGAAGUGCUCCAGAUCUAGGGUUUGAUAUGGCCCAAAAGUUGGAUGGCCCUCCUAGGUUUACCGGCUCGGACUUUUCGCUAUGGAGGUUCCAGUUCACACUAUGGCUAGGUAUUAAGGACCUAGAAAGUGUGUUGGAUGGAUCGGAGAAGCGACCACGAGCUGACUCUGGGGAGGCGUCUACUGGAGCAACCAGCCAAGUGGGAUCUGGGGCUGGGGGAGCAUCGUUGAGUGGGGUGAAGGAAGGAGGAACUGCUGCAACUCGAACCGGAAGGUCGCAACCAAGUAGCGAGGAGUUGCUCAAAGCUCAAGAAGCAUGGGAUCGGAAGGAUCGCCAGGCUUUUCAGUACCUGUGUUGGGCUUUGGAGGGGCAACUUGAGCUUCUUAAGAUGAUGAUUGACCUGAAGGGGAAGGAAGGUGCAGCGGCUGCAGCUUGGAAAAGAGUACAAGAUAGGCACUUGCAGAAAGGGCUUCUAAGCGUGCUUACUUGGCGGAAGCGGUUUUACACCAUGGAGCGGAACUAUGGGGAGGGGGAGACCAUGGUUCAGUAUCUCCAGAGGGUGGAUGAGAAUGUGCAGGCUUUGGAGGAGCUGGAUUACACGGUAGAUGAGAAGGAGAUCAUCUAUACUGCGCUCCAAGGGUUGGAUCAAGCGGCUAAUGAGGCAUUACUACAAGUUGCUGGAGUAGGCCUGAGGGAUGGAAGCCUCACGGCUACUCUAGAGAGGCCCCACCAGUGACCAAACCUGAUUGGGUGGAGAAAA